UCGAAGAGCUGUGACGACGGCUGCUAGAGCAUCAACCACUAUAUAUAUAUAUACGGAUUAAAAUAGAAAGUUGGAACCUUCAUAAGACUUUUCAAAGUAAUUACUGUUACUAGUCUAGACUUGGAAGACCAAGACUCUUCGAAGAGCUGUGACGACGGCUGCUGGAGCAUCAACCACUUCGAUCGCCGAUCCACGAGUUUCAGAUUUAACUGAGAAGAGGACAGCCAACAAUGGAGGUUUUUCCGCAAUGGUUGAAAAAAUUGUGGUUCAAGUGGAACGUGCGAACAUUUGUUUUAGUAGGCCUUACAUUUCAAGUGGUUCUUAUAUGUUUUGGCGGUCGUAGAAAGUAUAGUCGCAAGUUAUGGAUCAGAAUCGUCGUUUGGUGUGCAUACUUAGCAGCAGACUCUGUGGCAAAUCUCGCUUUAGGUGCAAUCUCAAACGAACUGGUAUUUUGUGACAGUUAUUCUGACUCCCUGAAUAACUUUGAGCUAAAGGUAUUCUGGGCACCAUUUCUGUUGCUGCACUUGGGUGGCCCUGAUACCAUUACUGCCUAUGCUCUGGAAGACAAUGAGUUGUGGUUGAGGCACCUUCUUGGACUAUUUUCCCAGACGGGACUCACAGUUUAUGUCUGCCUCCUAGCGUGGACAGGGUCUCAUCUUUCAGUUCUAACCAUUCUGAUGAUUUUGGUUGGUUUUUUUAAGUAUGGGGAAAGAACAUGGGUACUUUGGCGUGCCAGUAGCGGGCAGCUGGAGAACUUCCCCUCAAUCAAAGAAGAAAACAAACUGGUUGGUGAUAAAAUUAUUUCUCAUGUUAGGAAGCCUGAAGUUCCUCAAGAAAGUAUAGUAUUUGUGGCUUCCAGGUUGAUUUUCUUUUACAUGCCUAGCAUAGUACAUGCAGGACGUGGUGAAUACCUGUAUGAAACUAUAUCGGACUUCUUACUAGAAGCACCAGCUGAAAUCAUUAGCAAACUAAUUGAAAUAGAACUUGGGUUCAUGUAUGAUUUGCUUUACACCAAGGCAAGGGUGGUGUAUACUCCCUGCAUCUUAGCGUUGCGGGUGAUGGGUUUCUUUCUAACUUGCAUAGUACUUGUGCUCUUCCCUUUACGAGUAACUCAAGAUUAUUAUUAUUAUUAUUAUUAUUAUGAUUACUCCAAGGUUGAUGUUGCAAUAACUUUUGCACUGCUAGUUGGAGCUAUUACAACAGAUCUAUAUGCUGCAUUUGCACUACUUUCCUCGAAUUGGAGUACAGCUUUGUUGUAUCCACUGACCCAGAAGAACUCUUGCUACCAAGCCAUUGCUUACUGCCAAAAGUACUUCAACAAAAGUCCAUUGCCAUUGUGGUUUAACAAAAUUUCUCAAUUCAGUCUGUUACGCUUCUGCUUUGGAGAAAAGCAUGUCAGAUUUGAUUGUGUCCUGAACCACUUCCCUAGAGUUCAUGAGAAACUGGAGAAACAAGAGUCUAUAACUUACCUAGAAGUUACAGAUACUCUGAAGAGACAUAUUAUCCGGAAAGUGCAGCAGAAACAUAAGGAAUCUCUUUCUCAAACUCAAGGAGUCGUAUUGCAAGGAAAUAUAGACGAUGUACUACAGAAGAACAGUUGUAGUGAGGAGCUCAAUCCAUACAAAGGGAGAGAUAUCAAGCAGAAUAUCAUUGUCUGGCACAUUGCUACUGAACUUUGUUACUACUUGGAAGAUGCAGAAGCAGCAGGAAUUGUUCAAUCAGAGCAGCGUGAAAUCAGUCUUCACAUUUCGCAAUAUAUGUUGUCUCUCUUUGUCAUACAUCCCUCCAUGUUGUCAGCAAAAGCGAAUGUGAAGUUAUUUGAAAAAACUUGUUCUUCUGACAGUAAAAUUUAUGAAGGAAUGUCUAAAGCCAUUUCACUGCCGAUUAGAAAAUCAGAUGAUUUCCGCAAACUUUACCAUGGAUUGCGAUCUUAUGACCAACCUACAGAAAAUCCGGCUGAUUGCUUUACAGAGGGAGGAAAUCUUAUUCCUGCAGCAGUUUGGCUUUCAUUAAAAUUGGAUGACAUGUCAGACAAUGAAAUGAAAUAGAAGAUAAUCAGUGAUGUUUGGCUGGAAAUGCUCCUCUACGUUGCAUCUCAAUGGAAUGGGGACGAGCAUGCACAGCAAUUGAGACGAGGUGGAGAGCUUCUUACUCAUGUCUGGUUUCUCAUGGUACAUCUGGAUCUUGCUUGAUAGAUAGGAUGGUGAUCCAUGAGUUAAUAAUUAUUGGUGUGUUGGUGUGAG
This is a messenger RNA of Tripterygium wilfordii, 2243 nucleotides long. RefSeq lists its product as uncharacterized. The transcript has 4 exons. The coding region runs from base 231 to 2048 and encodes 605 amino acids. NCBI's taxonomy places the organism in Eukaryota, Viridiplantae, Streptophyta, Magnoliopsida, Celastrales, Celastraceae. The record is from RefSeq and is a predicted model, not a curated record.